CGCGCCCCCCGCNCGCCACCCCCGGCCCGAGCCGCCGCCUGAGCCGCCAGCCCGCGCCAUGGAGCCCGGCCGCGGCGGCCUGGAGGCCGUGGGCAAGUUCGAGUUCUCGCGCAAGGACCUGAUUGGGCACGGCGCCUUCGCCGUGGUCUUCAAGGGGCGCCACCGGGAGAAGCACGACCUGGAGGUCGCGGUCAAAUGCAUUAACAAGAAGAACCUUGCCAAGUCCCAGACGCUGCUGGGGAAGGAAAUCAAGAUCCUCAAGGAAUUGAAACAUGAAAACAUCGUGGCUUUGUAUGACUUCCAGGAGAUGGCCAAUUCUGUUUAUCUGGUCAUGGAGUACUGUAACGGCGGGGACCUGGCUGACUACCUGCACACCAUGCGGACGCUGAGCGAGGACACCAUCCGGCUCUUCCUGCAGCAGAUCGCAGGCGCCAUGCGCCUGCUGCACAGCAAGGGCAUCAUCCACCGCGACCUGAAGCCCCAGAACAUCCUGCUGUCCAACCCCGGCGGGCGUCGCGCCAACCCUAACAACAUCCGUGUCAAGAUCGCCGACUUCGGUUUCGCUCGGUACUUGCAGAGCAACAUGAUGGCGGCCACGCUCUGCGGCUCCCCCAUGUACAUGGCUCCCGAGGUCAUCAUGUCCCAGCAUUAUGACGGGAAGGCGGACCUGUGGAGUAUUGGCACCAUCGUGUACCAGUGCCUGACGGGGAAGGCGCCCUUCCAGGCCAGUAGCCCCCAGGACCUUCGCCUCUUCUACGAGAGGAACAAGACGCUGGUACCCACCAUCCCCAGGGAGACGUCGGCCCCGCUGAGACAGCUGCUACUGGCCCUGUUACAACGCAACCACAAGGACCGCAUGGACUUCGACGAAUUCUUCCAUCACCCUUUCCUCGAUGCCAGCGCCACUGUGAAGAAGUCCCCACCUGUGCCUGUGCCCUCGUACCCGAGCUCAGGGUCUGGCAGCAGCUCCAGCAGCAGCUCCACCUCGCACCUGGCCUCCCCACCGUCCCUGGGAGAGGUGCAACAGCAGCUCCGGAAGACGCUGACUUCCCCGGCCGACGCUGCCGGCUUCCUGCAGGGCUCCCGGGGCUCCGGCGGCAGCAGCAAGGACUCGUCCUGCGACACGGAUGACUUCGUCAUGGUCCCGGCCCAGUUUCCAGGUGACCUGGUGGCCGAGGCGACUGGUGCCAAGCCCCCUCCGGAUAGCCUGAUGUGUAGCGGGAGCUCACUGGUGGCCUCUGCUGGCCUGGAGAGCCGUGGCCGGACCCCAUCUCCUUCCCCGCCCUGCAGCAGCUCUCCCAGCCCCUCAGGCCGGGCCGGUUCCUUCAGCAGCAGGUGCGGUGUGUCCGUCCCCAUCCCAGUCCCCACGCAGGUGCACAACUACCAGCGCAUUGAGCAGAAUCUGCAGUCGCCCACCCAGUACCAGACCACACGGUCCUCCGCCAUCCGCAGGUCGGGCAGCACCAGCCCCCUGGGCUUUGCCCGGGCCAGUCCGUCACCCCCAUCCCACACCGAGCACGGAGCUGCCCUGGCCAGAAAGCUCUCCCUGGGUGGGGGCCGGCCCUACACACCAUCCCCACAAGUUGGAAUCCUCCCCGAGCGGCCUGGCUGGAGUGGGGCACCCUCCCCUCAAGGAGCCGAGAUGCGGGGUGGCAGAUCCCCUCGUCCGGCCUCCUCCGCAGCCGAGCACCCUCCGCAGGCCGGGGGGCUGGGCUGUCGCCUGCACAGUGCUCCCAACCUGUCCGACCUGCACGUCGUCCGCCCGAAGUUGCCCAAGCCCCCCACGGACCCCCUGGGGGUGGCGUUUGGCCACCCGCAGUCCAGCCCCCCGCAGCCGGCCCACGGGCUGCAGUCCUGCCGGCCCCUGCGAGGCUCGCCCAAGCUGCCCGACUUCCUGCAGCGCAACCCCCUGCCCCCCAUCCUGGGCUCCCCCACCAAGGCCAUGCCCGCCUUCGACUUCCCCAAGACCCCCAGCUCCCAGAACUUGCUGACCCUCCUGGCCCGGCAGGGUGUGGUCAUGACACCACCUCGGAACCGGACGCUGCCGGACCUCUCCGAGGCGGGCCCGUUCCACGGACAGCAGCUGGGCCCCGGCCUGCGGCCCGCGGAGGACAAGAGCCCCUUCGGCAGGUCCCUCAGUACUGGCCGCCUCACGGAUCUGCUCCUUAAGGCUGCGUUUGGGACCCAGGCCCCCGAUUCGGGGAGCACGGACAGCCUGCAGGAGAAGCCUAUGGAGAUCGCGCCCUCUGCUGGCCUCGGAGGGAACCUGCUUCCGGGAGCCCGUGCUGGGGGGGCCAGCAGCCCAUCUCCGGUGGUGUUCACCGUGGGCUCGCCCCCCAGCGGGACCACGCCACCCCAGGGUCCUCGUGCCAGGAUGUUCUCAGCAGGAGGGACAGGGCCCGGCUCCUCCUCUGCCCGUCACCUGGCACCCGGGGCCUGUAGCGAGGCCGCCCCAGAGGUGCCGGCCACCGGCCACUGCUGCACCUUUGCCGACCCCGUCACUGCCAACCUGGAGGGGGCCGUGACCUUCGAGGCCCCCGACCUCCCUGAGGAGACGCUGAUGGAGGUGAGUGCGGCGGCAGGUCGCUGUGGGCGGCAGGUGGGUGGGGGGCGGCAGGUCCCGGGGCCGGGGCCUCCGCGCCACCUGACGCGUCUGCCGCCCUCCAGCUUCGCGGAGCAGUUGGUGCUUUACCUGAAGGUGGCCGAGCUGCUGUCCUCGGGCCUGCAGACCGCCAUCGACCAGAUCCGGGCCGGCAAGCUGUGCCUGUCGUCCACCGUGAAGCAGGUGGUGCGCAAGUUGAACGAGCUGUAUAAGGCGAGCGUGGUGUCCUGCCAAGGUCUGAGCCUGCGGCUGCAGCGCUUCUUCCUGGACAAGCAGCGGCUCCUGGACCGCAUCCAGAGUGUCACUGCCGAGAAGCUCAUCUUCAGCCACGCGGUGCAGACGGUGCAGUCGGCCGCCUUGGACGAGAUGUUCCACCGUCGGGAGGACUGUGUUCAGCGCUACCACAAGGCUCUGCUGCUGAUGGAGGGGCUGCAGCACAUCCUCACCGACCAGGCGGACGUGGAGAACAUUGCCAAGUGCAAGCUGUGCAUCGAGCGGAGACUCUCGGCGUUGCUGACCGGCAUCUGUGCCUGACCUGUGGGGUGCCUGGCUUACUGUGCCCAAGGGGCUGGAUCUCCUCUGCCAGUUCCCCAGGCUUGGGGGCGGCCAGCUGGCCAGGCUUGAAGGGACAAGCCUGCGGCCUUGGUGCUGCUUGCUGGUGCUGGGGAGAGGGUGGGGGCUCAGGCCUGAGCUCUGCAGCAGUGGGCUUCAGGGUGCUGGGAGGGCUCCACACGACCCAAAUCCGGCCAGUCCCCCUGCCUCACUGAUGGGCUGAGCUUUCCCAGGCACCUUGGAGGUGGGUGGGUACGUGCGGCCGGUCCCCAGCCCCAGCCAGAUCCCAGGGCAGCCCUGAUGCCGGCCGCCAUGCCGAGGACCAUCCUCGACACUGCUCUGCCCAGGAAAAGGUGUGGCCUCCUGGUCCCCCUCCUUCCCCGAGACCACCCACCCAGCUUUGUGAAUCACGGAGCACUUUAUGCAGGCGGACCUGCAGCAGGACUGCCCGCGCAGUCCCGCCUGUUGCGCUACGAGGCGCGUGUACAUAUUAUAUACAUAUAUACAUAUAUAAAUAGCCGUGCGAGCGCGUGCGAGUGUGUGUGCUGUGCCUGCUGCCCGGGACCCGCCCGGAGAGACACAGACCUCUUAUUUAAAUGUUCUUUUAGGGACGGACAGUACGAAGCACCGAGCUUUCUGAACCCAGGACAGACGUUGAAGUCUAUUACACUUUACUCCCAAAUCCUGUCUUAUUUUUCUGCAGCUCUUUUUUUUUUAACGAAAGAAAAUUUGUAGGAGUUUGGGAUGUUUAUUUUGGAGGGGUGGGGCAGAACGACGGGGUGGGUCCUCAGUGUCCUGUGGAUGCGGUUGGAGGCACCUGGUGCCUGUGAGGGCAGCCCUACCGCUGCCCCCCUCCCCACCUGGAGGCGGUGGGUGGGCAAGGGGUGUUUCCUGCAGAGCCUCCCAUCCAGCUUUCACAGUGGGUUUGAUGCCAAAGUCGCAUGUAUGGGGCCCCCCCCCCCCCCGGGAGGNAGGCUGGGUCCUGGCUGCUGGGGGGGGGGGUCAGCGGGGAGGCUUUGCCUCACCCCCCUCCCCCGCAGCGUGUCCUGGAGAGGGCAGAGGAAGCCUGCCUGAGUCCAGGCGCCCUGGGCGAGGGCUUUAAGGUCUCACAUCAAGACGUGGACAUCUUUGUGUGUCUUUAUUUGCAAUACUUGAAAUAUUGCCACUGUGCUUGGAUUUCGAAGCAGCCCUGUGAGUUCCCUUGUCAGCCGGUGACUUCGUUUCUUGCUGCACGGAACCUGUGCAUAUUUAUCGCUUUACGGUCGGCUGGGAUCCAGGGCCACCUGGAGGCUGGUGCCACGAGAGGGGACUCGCAGAGGGCCGCCAUGCUUCCCGCCUCCUGGCGUGUGUGCUGCCAGCCGAUCCUGUCCUCCACGAUUCAGCGCCCGACCCUUGGUCUACUUUAAAGGAGUUUUGUGUGAUCCCCCACCCCCUCCGUUUGCGUUACCUUGUGUCAAUACCGAUUGAAGGAAAUAAACCUUUGGAAUUGAG
Molecule: messenger RNA, 4645 nt
Organism: Ailuropoda melanoleuca (giant panda)
Lineage: Eukaryota; Metazoa; Chordata; Mammalia; Carnivora; Ursidae
Gene: ULK1
Product: unc-51 like autophagy activating kinase 1
Exons: 30
Coding region: 59-3136 (1025 amino acids)
Biological process (GO): piecemeal microautophagy of the nucleus; protein autophosphorylation; peptidyl-serine phosphorylation
Cellular component (GO): autophagosome; phagophore assembly site; cytosol
Molecular function (GO): protein serine/threonine kinase activity; ATP binding
Source: RefSeq, a predicted model, not a curated record